Molecule: messenger RNA, 2043 nt
Organism: Pogona vitticeps (central bearded dragon)
Lineage: Eukaryota; Metazoa; Chordata; Lepidosauria; Squamata; Agamidae
Source: RefSeq, a predicted model, not a curated record
AUGGUCCCUAGUGAAACGCACCAGUACACAGGGAUGGUUAAGUUACUUCAUCACUUCCAGUGGAAGUGGGUUGGAAUCAUGGCCAUGGGUGACGAUAAGGGAGAAAAAUUUGUGCAGACUUUGGAAGAUCUGUUUUCUCAGAAUGAUAUUUGCAUUGCCUUCACCAGAAGAAUGCCAAUACAGAGCAACAUUUUAGAUGUUGUGAACUUCUACGAUUUCUUUACGAACAUUACAACAACGCUAAUAGAAUCCACUACUAAUGUGUGUCUUGUUAGUGCUGAUGCUCAUAUGAUGUUAGAUUUGCAGGUGGCUCUCAAUCUGCACGCAUCCAGUUCUAUGGUUCCAUUGAACAAAGUGUGGGUUAUGACAGCCCACUGGGAUUUUUCCAUGGAACCAUUUGUCCAAUAUUUGGAUACACAGGUUUUCCAUGGUGCUUUGUCCUUUGCCAUUCAUUCCACUGAGGUACGACAAUUCCAAAAUUUCCUCCACAUCCAGAAUCCUCAUUCCGAGAGUGAUGGCUUUAUUAGAAUCUUCUGGGAACAAGCCUUCAGCUGCUUGUUUCCAAAUACUGAGCAAGGCACUGAGAACACGAAAAUAUGCACUGGUGAAGAGAAGCUAGAAAGCCUUCCUGGACCUAUAUUUGAAAGGAGCAUGACCAGUCAAAGCUACAGCAUCUACAAUGCCAUCUAUGUUGUAGCACAUGCCUUCCAUGCCAUGUAUUCAUCAAGAACUAAACCUGUGGCAAUAGUGGGCGGAAACCAUCUGGAGACUUCGAAGCCACAAUAUUUUCAGCUUCACCGAUUUCUGUCCGGCGUCUCAUUUAACAACAGCGCUGGGGAUGAAAUCUCCUUUGAUCAGAAGGGUGAACUGAGAGCAGGGUUUGAUAUUGUUAACUGGGUUACCUUCCCCAACAAUUCUUUUCUAAAAGUUAAAGUGGGGAGAAUGGACCCACAAGCCUCACUGGACAGACAGUUCUUCGUUGACGAGAACAUCAUUACAUGGCAAACACAGUUUAAUGAGGCUGUGCCCCUUUCCUUGUGUAAUGAGCCUUGUAUUCCAGGAUACAGCAGGCAAAAGAAGGAAGGGAAGCCAUUUUGUUGCUACGCUUGCGCUCGAUGUCCAGAAGGGAAGAUUUCAAAUGAGCAGGACAUGAAUGACUGCACCAAAUGUCCAGAAUAUCAGUAUCCAAACAAGGAGAGAAAUGAGUGUCUACCAAAGGAUCUAAACUUCCUGUCUUAUAAGGAACCUUUGGGCAUCAGUUUGAUGAUUCUGGCCCUCUCACUUUCUGUGGUCACGACCUUUGUGUUUGGAAUUUUCAUUAAGCACCGGAACACCCCCAUCGUCAAAGCCAACAACCGGGACCUCAGUUACUCUCUGCUCACUUCCCUCCUACUCUGUUUUCUCUGUUCCUUGUUAUUCAUCGGCCAGCCCCAUUUAAUCACCUGCCUACUACGACAGACAGGUUUUGGUAUCAUCUUCUCGGUAGCUGUUUCUUCUGUCUUGGCCAAAACCCUCACAGUGGUUCUGGCUUUCAUGGUCACUAAGCCAGACUCCAAAAUUAGGAAAUGGGUGGGGAAAAGGUUUGCGAGCACUGUUGUUCUCUGCUGUUCAUUUAUCCAAGCUGCCAUUUGCACGGUGUGGCUAUGUGUCAGUCCUCCAUUCCCAGAGUGGAACAUGAACUUGUUGCCGGAAGAAAUUGUAGUGGAAUGCAAUGAAGGAUCUGCCAACAUGUUCUAUUUCCUUCUUGUUUACCUGGGAUUCCUGGCUCUUGUCAGCUUCCUUGUGGCUUUCCUUGCACGGAAGCUUCCAGAUACCUUUAAUGAAGCCAAAUUUAUCACUUUCAGCAUGUUGGUGUUUUGUAGUGUUUGGGUGUCCUUUGUUCCCACAUAUUUGAGCACCAAAGGGAAAUAUAUGGCGGCUGUGGAGAUCUUCUCCAUCCUGGCUUCUAGUACUGGAAUACUGGGGUGUAUCUUUUUCCCUAAAUGUUACAUAAUCAUUUUGAGACCCAAAUUGAAUAGUAAGGAGCAGCUAAAAAGAAAAUAA